AUGCUGAGUAGGUUUUCAAGGCGUUGCUAUUGUACUUCUGUUCACCGUCCAUGGCUGUUUCUAGGAUUGGGAAAUCCCGGGGACAAAUACAAAGGGACUAGACACAAUAUUGGGUUUGAAAUGAUUGAUGUUUUUGCUGAGUCAGUGGGGAUUGAGAUGAAUCUGGUAAAUUUCAAGGCUAUAAUGGGACAAGGUUUCGUGGGUGAUAUCCCUGUUAUCCUGGCAAAGCCGCAAACCUACAUGAACUUGAGUGGUGAAUCAAGUGGAGCUCUUGCGGCUUAUUACAAAUUACCUCUCAAUCGUGUGCUUGUGGUGCAUGAUGACACGCAACUGCCAUGUGGUGUUCUUCGUCUUCAAGAAAAAGGAGGCCAUGGAUGUCACAACGGGUUGAAAAGCGUAAUGCACCAUUUCCGAGGCAACAGGGAAUUUGCAAGGCUACGAAUCGGAAUCGGGAAGCCUCCGGGACAAAUGGACCCAAAGGCAUUCUUAUUGCAGAAGUUCAGCAUGCCAACUCGUGAACGGAUGGAUGGAGCUUUAGCAGAAGGGGUGGAUGCUUUGAAGCUGGUCUUGUCUAAAGACUUUGGAGAAAGCUGGAGACUAUUCAAUGUGGAACAGAAGUACAAACACUUAAGACAACACACAAUUUUGGCAGCUUGA
Arabis nemorensis is the source of this 657-nucleotide messenger RNA. The record is from the annotation of a GenBank genome assembly. Lineage: Eukaryota; Viridiplantae; Streptophyta; Magnoliopsida; Brassicales; Brassicaceae.